Molecule: messenger RNA, 5927 nt
Organism: Myiozetetes cayanensis
Lineage: Eukaryota; Metazoa; Chordata; Aves; Passeriformes; Tyrannidae
Gene: ZNF512
Product: zinc finger protein 512
Exons: 15
Coding region: 129-1940 (603 amino acids)
Molecular function (GO): zinc ion binding
Source: RefSeq, a predicted model, not a curated record
GGCCUGGGGCGGGCGGCAGCACCGCGGCGGCGCUCGGGACGGCCGCGCCGCUCGGGAGGGCCGGCCGGAAGCGGCGAGCGGGAUCGCGCGGGCGGGCGCAGCGCUGACGUGGCGGCGGCACCGGCACCAUGCGGGGCGGCGGUGACUCGAAUGCCAGAACUGGACAUCACAGACAGCAGAAGGUCAAGAAGUCCUUGGAAAAUAAAAAGUCUAAGCAAUUUGAGGAGGUGGAAACUACUGCUCUGGGAGUGAACAGGAACUGUGAUGACACAGGGAGCAACAUUUCUUCUGCCUCACCGAAGGGCCCAGUGAAUGGGAGCAGAGAGUCCAGAAGCAAGCGGACCAUUCGCAGACCUGCUUACUGGCUGGAAAUGAGAGGAGUGAAAAACAGUGUAAGCAAAUCUCCAGGAAAAAAAGGAGAAGUACUAUUGAAAGGCAAGAGGAAAUCUGAGCAAGGGGAAGGUGAAGAUGUUGAAGAGUCUCCCAAGAAGAAGCAAAAACUUUGUGGAAUCCUUCAGGAAUCCCAAGAGCCUGAGACCAGACAGAGGGAAAGUCUGGAACAAGGAAGCCUUACACUCAGCAAAGGAGGACAAGGAGAAAAACAGCAAGCUGGAAGAAAACAAAACUCCAAAAGGAAAGGCCACUGUGUUCAGAAAGAGACAGAAACCUAUGGCACAGGUAGUAUGGAAGAGCAGUGGUCUUUGGAGAUUCAGGACAAAGGCCGAGUUACCUGUCCCACAUGCCGGGCUGUGGUGAGAAAGACUGUAGAAGGACUGAAGAAACAUAUGGCAAACUGCAGGCAGGAAAUGUUCACGUGUCAUCAAUGCGGGAAGCAGCUGAAGUCUUCAGCAGGGAUGAAAUACCAUGUCAUGGCAGACCAUAACAAUCAGCCAGUUGUGAAGGAGGGAGAGGAAGUGGAUGAGCAGCUUGAGCGAGAUCGCCUUCGGAAGGUUUUGAAGUGUAUGGGAAAACUGAAGUGUACAAGGGAGGGCUGCACAGGCACCUUCACUAGCAUAAUGGGAUACCUGUAUCAUGUUAAAAAAUGUGGGAAGGCUGCUUCCGAGCUGGAAAAAAUGGCUAUGAAGUGCCAUCACUGUGAAAAAGCAUACAGAUCAAAGGCAGGACUUGUCUACCACCUCCGCUCUAAGCAUGGGCCGGUCACUUUCCUCCAUGAGGAGAGUAGAACAGGGAACCUGAUAGAAACGAAACAGGAACAAAACAACACAGGCAGAGUUCAGAGGAGAUCUGCAAAGGUGGCAAUCUACUAUCUCCAUGAACUGGCUGGAGAAGAGCUGGCCAAAGAGUGGCCCAAAAGGAAAGUUCUGCAGGACUUGAUUCCAGAUGACCGGAAGCUGAAAUACACUCGUCCUGGACUGCCCACGUUUAGUCAAGAUGUGCUGUGCAAAUGGAAAGCAGAGAUAAAAAUGUACCGAAGAGUCCACUGCCCAAAUCAGGGUUGUGAAUCUGUGUACGGCAGCGUCUCAGGACUCAAAUCUCACCUCGGCACAUGUACCUUGGGAGACUUUGUGGCUGGUAAAUACAAGUGUCUGCUGUGUGAGAAGGAGUUCAUUUCAGAGAGUGGGGUCAAGUACCACAUCAACUCUGUGCAUGCUGAGGACUGGUUUGAUAUGAACACAAUGACCACCAAAAGCUUUGAGAAGCUAAUGAAAAUCCGCCAAAGGGAAGAGCAGAGGAAGCAACGGAAGAAACGUCCUUUGACCAGGGGCAAAAAGAAGAAAGCUGGGACCCUGGCUACCAAGAUGCUCCCCACUGCUGGAGUUGAAAAAAUGAGGAAAAAUAAGAGAGGUCGUCCACGGCGGGUGGACAAUGAGAGUGCGAGCAGUGAGGAAGGGGCACCCCAAGUUGCACAGAGAGCUGAAUUUCCGAAAACCAGCCGCAAGCGAAGUCGAAGCAAAUCCCUAGAAGAUGAGAAGGUGUAAUUCUAAAGCUUUUCAAUUACAAGCCCCACUUCUGUCCAGCUCAUAACUCACAGCACUAAUAUAAGCAACUGGAUGUCUUUGGGACUUGUGACUCAAUUCUACUCGGUGACUUUGAUAUUGAAACUUUUGCCUCUGCUCAGUUGAGGGAUUCAAACCAAAGCUGUGGUGCAGGGGCUGCCUCUUCUGGUGUAGCUCCCUUGGACAGUGGCACUAGCAGUGUGCCCGGUGUGAUUCCUGCUCUGGUUACAUCCCAGUCUCGGAUUGGUCACAUUAGUUGCUUGUUUAGUGGUUUCCAGUACAGCAGAUGUCUGUUUUGUCAUUUUCCUCAGAUGGGUGAGAUCAGGGUUCUUUUUCAGCUGUUCUCUCCAUAAGGGACUGACUAGCACAAUGUUUAGGUCUCUUCAAGGGGGAAAUCCUUUGUUGCACACAAUGCACACAAACUAAGCAGUGCUGUACAGAAUGCAAAGGCUUUGGCUUGCCCUAUCACUGUCCUGUCGUCAGCAAGGCUGCCACAAAAGAGCAGAGACCUUCCCAGUGUCUGCUGUAGCCUGUUGCACAAGGCUGUAAUUCAUGCACUGGUGUUUAGGCUCAGCACCAAACAGCAGCAGAUGAGCACAGGUCUGCUUGGAAGGGAUGGAACAUCAUUAUUACCCUUGUCAGGUGCCCACUGUUCCGCUGGCAUCUGUCUGCUAUAAUGCUGGGCAUUAAAGAUACGUAGAGAGUCUUCUAGUGCAGUGAGGAAUAAUUGCUCUCCAGCCCUUUAGAGAUUCACUGGCCUUUCAGAGUCCCCAGUAAGUAAUAUCUUGAGAUGGCCUUUGUGUGCCCUCUGAAGCCAACUUGUUUCAGACUCACCUGAGAAAUGUACUCUAAGUCAAUGCAUACCUGCAUGAGCAGCCUGCUAAUGCUGGAACCAGGUUCCAUGGAGCUGCCUUGCCAACGUGUGGUUCUUUGUUGUGCCCGUGCUUCCACAGUGUCCUUUUUUGCUACACUGCAUAUGCCACCUCCAUUGUCUUAGAUCACCUGUUUCUUUUCAGUACCACUUCCUCUGUGCUAAUGAGGUAUAUUAGCAGUGGCUUCCCUGUGUAGAAGAGGCUAAUAGAAGAAGGAUCAUCAUUUUAAGUCAUGUGUUGGCAUUAACUCUGUAUCAUAAGGAAUAAUAUCUUCCUGUGCUCCAUAAAUCAUAGAAUCAUAGAGUGUUAAGGGAUUGGAAUGGACCUUAAAAAUCAUUUUAUCUCCACCCACCCCAGCAUGGUCAGGGACACCUCCCACUAGACUAGGUUGCUCAAGGCCUUAUCCAGCCUGGCUUUGAACACUUUCAGGGUUGGGGCAUCCACAGCCUCCCUGGGCAACCUGUUCCACUGUCUAAAUGCAGCAGAUGUCAUAGAAGCUACCAAGAAGCAGCAGCACAGGCAGUGCUAUUCUUUUUCAAAGAAUGGAUUCUCUAGAAUUUCUGUUAUCCAAAGACCCACUGUACCAGGAAAUUGCAAAAUGUGCACUGUCUGACAAAGUUGCUGCUGCUGAAAUUCACAGAGAAGCAGGAAGCAGGUUUGUACAUGUGUAUUAUUACCAGCAUGAUCACAGUGGCCCUUACGGGGGGGAGUGCUGUAUGGCCGGGGUGGUCUCUAGAACUGCCUUUGGAACCAGAUGCCACUGUGUUCAAGUGCUGCCCUGAAAGCAGACAUGGCUGGACUCCGCAGGAUGUGUAAGGUCUGCAGUGAGAUGGGCAAGAUCAGACGACAACAAAAUAAAAUGUCACCAGAAUGCGGUUUCUUGUCUCUUUGGUGUGCGGUGGUCUUGGAACCGAACCUCCCUGCACAACCCACCCCACCCUGCCCCCGGGUUGUCCUGCAUGCUGUGGUGCUGUUUGAUUGUCUGCAGUUUCUCCUCAGAACUCCACGCAUCCGUACUUUGAGCAAACAUUCACUACUUUCCCACCCAGUACAAUAAAGCUAGGAAUUAAAGUAGGUUUUUCUUAGUGAAUUUCAGUCUAGACUCCUAUUUCCUGUCAUUUGUAAGUGACUGACAAGGCCUCUCUAGACAUGGAUAAUUCAUGACCACCGGGAUUUUGUAGUUAAUUCAGUCACAUAUUCUCCUGCGUAAUGUGGCAUUUGGAAGAAAAUCAUUCUCCGACAAUCCAUCCGAGUCCAUCAGCAUUCCAACAGAUUGUUUGCCGGAUUGGCUCAGGCUGGUGUGAGGGGAUGACAUUGCUGUGCAGGACAGCCCGCUGCUUGUGAGGAGUGAGAUCUGUCCAGGAGCACCUGUGUCCUGCCAGAGGGAGGCUAAGGCAGAGACCCAGGGAGACUGUGGCUAUGAUCCACUGCUCUGAGGACAAGCGAUAAGUUACCAGAAUCCCCUCCCUCAUCUGCUGCCCAAGCUGUGGGAGAUGCAGCCCAGGACACAGGGGUUUCUGGGCUGCUAGGGCAUGUGGCCAGGUGAUGUCCAAUUUCGUUAUCCCUAGGUCCUUGUCCGUCAGGCUGCUCUCUAUCCAUGGAUUCCCCAGGUUCCUCUGGGUGACAUCCUUUCCCUCCAGCAAAUCAACGCCCCACGCAGCUUGGAUGAAGACAUUACAUAAAGUGGGUAACACAGACACUGGAGGAAGACUGUCCACUGACCCAGCAAACUGGGCCUUGCUCUUACCAAAGAGAUCCAACUCUGAGGGAGUCAGAAGUGAUAAAAGGGACCAGCUAGUCACUCAAUACUUGUUGCAGUGAUUAAUUGCACUAGAAAUGCUGUGUCUUCUCAUUUGAACUUGUUUUAAUUUCAGCCUCUGUAUCUGCCUGUACCACUCAGUUCUGGUAACUGAAAUAAUUUUAUGGUAUCAGAAAUUUCUUCUUGCAUAUUUGUAGUCAUAAUUAACUCCAUACAUAAUUUGCUGUAUGAGCUUGAGAGGCUUGCUAGUCUCAGUCAAAAGAGGUUUUUCUCUUUUUCAAUUUUUUUUUAAUUGUUUAUUGUUCUUUGCUGGCAUUUUAUAUAUUGAUUGGUGCAUUUUUGGCUUUUUAAGUCCAGAGACAGGAACCAGUUGCAGUAUUCCGUAGCAAUCUGGUUUAUGUAAAAUACAAUGAUAACAUUGCUCUGCUCUCAGCAACCUCUUUUUGUCCUCCGCUCUCUCACUACACCACUUAUAUUCAGUUUUACCCUCUUAAAUGCAUUCUUCAGUUGUUCUGAAAAUGCCUCUGGAGACCCAUUUCUGUUGUUCCUAGAAACUCAAGUUAACAGGGUUUAAGGACCGCCACGAUGAACUCAUUCUGAAACACUGUGAUGUACUGGAAGUGCUGAGGCCUGGACAAGAGGCCCUGACCCAGAGUUGACCUAUAAGUGAACCUUCCAAUCUAAUGUUAUAUUUGGCCAUGUAUCUGCUUAUUAGCCAAAAUUCUGUAUAACCCUUAGUAAAAUAUAUAAGACUACACCUGUGUAAACAUCUGUGCUUGUUAUUAAGAUAUAUUGCUAUUUGCUUAUUAGUGAAGAUUUGCAUCUGUUAAUGAGAUGUGAAGGUAUCUACCUGUAUUUAGAGACUAGUCAAGGCCACGGAAGUAGAUAACUGGCCUCGUUCGACAGUAGAUGGUCCAAACUGACUCCCUUGAUUUCCUUUGAGCCCUGGCCAGGCUUUAGGUGAAAACCAAGGAAUGAAGAGAGCCAGAUAUUUUCCACACUGAAUAGUGACAUCAGCUUGGUUGUUUACCAGUAAAAAAGCUGGACCCUCUCACAGCACAGAGAGAGCCCUCACCUGCGAAUGGACGCGGUGCACAGGAUUUCCCAGUUCCUGGGAGGGGUUCCCCAGCCCUUUGCUGCGCUCGGGGCUCCCCAGCGGAUGAUGCCGAUUGUGGUAAUGUAUUAAAGGGUAACUGGUGAGGUGUCUUUCUUAAUCACUAUAGACACUCUAUAGUGAUGAUUAGGUGCAUUGCUAAGCUUGUCUUUUUAUAAUUCUUUGCUUCUUUUGUAAUUUUUUGCUGUGUUGCACUGUAGUAAAUUUAUACAGUUAUUUUUAAA